AUGGAACCCUCAAAAUACACUGGGUUUCGAGCAAGGUUCCGUCAGAAAUUGGAAGGAUUUCGGGGCGGAAAGCCGAUAAAGCAAAAUAAUCAGGUUGGAGGUUACAGCACAAAGAAUGACUCGACUUCGUCGGCCAGACACGACUCUUCCGAAACCCCAGCUCGAGAUGAAAAUGAACAUGCUUAUGCUGUCAAAACUUCGGAAGAGGAUGAGCAUGUCUCUUCAACCGAAGCCAUUCAGCAAGAAAGUCCUCAAAAGAACGGCCAAGCCUUUGAUCCUUCCAACCAAAACGUGACACUGACAGAAUGGUCAACCACCAUUCACAACGCCCUUUGGAAUGAGGCCUACAAUAAUCUCAAGCAGGAUUUAAAGAAGGCAAAGUAUGUGGAAGCAUACGAAAAACUAGUGUUGGCGGUCUUUCUGGAAACGCCUAUGUCAGAUGCAGCUGGCGAAGGUAGUGGUUCUCGGACAGACUUGGGAGAGGAGAGGAUGAAGGCGGUAGUCGCGAAGGGCCUAGAAAGAAUUGAAGAUUCUAAAAAGGUCAUGGAGACAGUAGAUAAUGUUUCGGGUGUUCUCACGCAAGUAAAAGCGUUCCUUGACAUUCCGUUAAAAAAUGCCCCACAGACCGCGCUUCCGUGGGCUGUGAUUUCCUCCACAUUUGAUGUGAGUAUAUUGAACUUUUGUAUGGGUGCCAUGCUGACUGUGCAGAUCCUGGUCAAACCAGCCAAAGCAGCAGCAGACCUUUAUAAUGGGGUGGCGUACGUUGUCUCUCGAAUGAGCUGGUAUUCGAAAGCUGUAGACAAGCUGUUGAGCGAGCAGAAUAUCAAGGACAAUACAUCACUGGAAGAGAUGAAUCACGAUCUCAAAACUGGCAUUGUGGAUCUCUAUCAGUCAAUGCUCUUCUACCAGAUCAAGAGUGUCUGUUUCUACUACAAAAGCCAGCUUCUUGUCCUGCUCCGAGGCUUUCUCGAUUUGGAUGAUUGGAGCGGAAAUUUGGAUGCCGUCAAAAACGCCGAAAAUGCUCUCCAGAACGACCUCAUCCUCUACAAUCAGGAACACAUUAAGGACCAGAUCAGACAGAUUACUAUAAACAGUGAGCAACAGGAAGAAUUAGACGAAUACCGCAACUGUCUGCAGUCCCUCCGCUGGAUUGACCCGCGAGCUGAAAUCGGGGAUAUUCAAGCCCGAAAUGAGAACAUCAUAGAAGAGCUGUAUACAUGGAUUCUUCUCACAGAUGAAUACAGACAAUUCCGCAAGUGGGACCACUCCACUCCUGCACGCUUGUGGAUCAGUGGGCAAGCAGGAACUGGAAAGACGAUGCUCCUGAUCGGUAUCAUAAAAGAUCUGAUUGCUCGUGGACUUUCCGAUACAGAACGUCCGCUGGUUUUAUAUUUCUUCUGUCAAGCCACAAAUGAUCAAGCCAACAAUGGCGUUGCGGUUCUUCGCAGUUUAAUAUGGCUGCUGCUUCUGGAACAACCUCAGUUGGUUUCACACAUCCAGAAGGAAUACUUUCAUUCCGCAAACAGGCUGCUUACGGAUAAAAAUGCGUUCACAACUCUACGUGACAUUUUCAGGAAGAUGCUGGAGGAUAAAUCCCUGAAACGAGCCACCAUUAUCAUUGAUGCCAUGGAUGAAUGCGAGGAAACAAGCAGAGAACUACUAACCAGCUUCAUCGACGAUGCGUCCUCUGCACAAGAGCUAUUCAAUAUAAAGUGGCUUGUCUCCAGUCGGCCACUGCCGGAAAUACCACCAAGUGUGCAGGACGUCACUCUGCCAACACACAGUCUACUGAAGCUCGAUGAACACGACAUGUCGGACUCCAUCAACAGAUAUAUCGAUAUCAAGAUGGUUCAGCUCAGACAAAAGGCACGUAAGAAGGGCCGUGUUGAAGAAAUAGCUGAUAAAUUGAAAGCCCGAGCAAGCAACACUUACAUCUGGGUAUCAUUGGUCUGCAGAGAGCUCCUUCACGCGCAUGAGUUCAUGUGGACUGAGAUCGUCGACAAAAUUCCAAAGAGAUUGGAAGACCUCUAUGGCUACCUGCUCAAUAGAUUGGCCAAUAUAGACUCCGAAAUAAUGUCAUCGUGCUGCAAGAACGUCCUAAAUGCCGCUAUGCUUGCACGAGAUCCCCUUUCCUUGUCGGAGAUCGAAAUUCUCGCAGAGCUUCCAGAGGGCGAGGAUGCAGCGGAAGCAGUCGUUCAGGAAUGUCGGUCGUUCCUGACCAUUCGAAACGGUACCGUCUACCUGAUCCAUCAGUCAGCGCAAGACUAUCUGCAAAAACACUAUCAAAGACUCUACAAUGUCCCUCAGGCUACGCUUCAUCACCGAAUUUAUCAAAGAGCUCUCAAUGGUUUGAGAAAAGCCUUGAAGGAAAAUAUAUAUGGAUUGCCUCAUUAUGGAAUUACGACAGAAGAAGUGCAAAUUCCCAAUCCAGACCCAUUAGUCUCUGUUCGGUAUGCAUGCCGCUACUGGGUCUAUCAUUUAGAACAAAGUGGCUCCACGUCCACAGAUAUGGAGGAUAUCCUCUCGUUCUUCAACACACACUUUCUUCAUUGGCUCGAGGCAAUGAGUUUGCUGGGCAGAUUUCCAGACAUUGUGAGGCUCGUUGGUCAAUUGAAAUCCAACCCAAAGACUAAGAGUGAACCCACCCUCUCUGACGUCCUAAUGGAUGCCGAAAGGUUCAUCUUGCACAGCCUGCCAGUUGCGAUCAGAGCACCUCUUCAGCUCUAUGUUUCUUGUUUGAUCUUCUCGCCCGAAACAAGUCGGGUGAGGUGCAUGUUUAAGAAGGAAGCCUGCAAAUGGAUCCGGCAAAUAUCUGGCACUGAUAAGGAAUGGGGCGCACUGCUUCAAACCCUUGGGCACUCAGAAAUGGUGUGCUGUGCUGCAUUCUCUCCCGAUGGAAAGCUGGUGGCAUCAGGCUCUAGCGAUCAAACGGUCAAAAUAUGGGAUACGGCAACAGGCAGUCUACAAAAGAUACUCGAUCAUCCAGCUACGGUUUAUACUGUGGCAUUCUCCUCAGACAACAAACUACUAGCUUCUGGGUCAGGUGAUCGUUUCAUCAGGAUAUGGGAUACAGACGCAUGGCGUGAAACAGAGAGGCUGGAGUACUCACAGUAUACCACUCAUCUGGCUUUCUCUUCAGAUAGCAGGGUAUUAGCUUCUGCCUCAAGUGAUGGUGAUGUUAAGCUAUGGGAGAAGGGGACAGGGAGUGUGACGUGGGAACGGCGGAACACGCAGCCAACAUCCCAGCUCAAGCCCAUGGCCCUUUCUCCCGAUACUCAAUUAUUGGCAGCAGCAACAGAUCCCCCUAAUAGCUCAGAUGUAGUAACCCUAAUUGAUACGAAGACAGGUAGCAUAGUGCGGAGACUUUCUCACGCCAACAAUGUUGCGAAAGUGGCAUUCUCUCCAGACAACCGGCUGGUGGCCUGUGCUUUAAUGGAUAAUACUCUCACACUAUGGGAUACUGCGACAUGGGAUAUCAAACGCACAGUCCAUUACCGAUACCCAAACGCCCCUACCUUUUCUCCUGAUGGCAAGCUCCUUACUCUGAAUGCGCGCGAUGGGACCGUUCAACUAUGGAAUACAAAUACUGAAACCGUGGAACAAACACUACUGAAGAGCCAACGCAACACCGGUGUUGUAUUCUCACCUAAUGGUCAGUUGAUGGCCUUAAUGUCACCGUUUCGCGCAGUCAGGCUAUGGGAAGUCAUCCCAGGGAGGCGGGAGGAAAGUGAGGGUUAUCACUUCUCUAGUGUAAUGGGUGUGGUACUCUCACCAGAUGGGCUGUUGGCAGCAACGUACUCAUUGGAUUACACAAUUAAACUUUGGAUACUAGAGAAUGGAAAUCUGGCGCAAACCCUCAAAGGCCACAAGGCCUUCGUUAAUGUAGCUGCCUUCUCGCCAAACAGCAAGCUACUCGCAUCUUGGGCAUAUGAUAAUACGGUCAGAAUCUGGAAUACCGAGAACGGGGAACAAAAAUGGAAAUUUGAUGGCGGUGGUAUAAUAAUAGAAGUGAUGAACUUUUUUGCAGAGAACAGACUGUGGGCUGCAGCGUCCUCGGAUGACGAAGGUCGAGUAUGGAAUACAGAAACAGGACACCUUGAGCAGGUUGAUUCGCACGACCAUGAGUCUCACAUGCCAAAGGUGCAUCGAGGCAAUUCCUCAAUCCAGUGCAAAGGGGCCGAAUGUGAUAUCUCUGUCGAAAAGGAGUGGGUUAUUGUUAAUCGAAAGAAGAGUAUCUGGUUACCUCCAGAAUACCAGCUUUUUUCAAUGGCGAAAGACUCAUCAUGGGCAGUUCGAGAAAAUACUCUCGUGAUUGGGUGUGAUUCCGGCCGUGUUCUUUUCAUUUGGUUUGAUCCAGUUGCGAUGAGAGAUGUGAUAUGCUGA
Aspergillus niger is the source of this 4383-nucleotide messenger RNA. RefSeq lists its product as uncharacterized. The transcript has 2 exons. NCBI's taxonomy places the organism in Eukaryota, Fungi, Ascomycota, Eurotiomycetes, Eurotiales, Aspergillaceae. Gene Ontology annotation, molecular function: protein binding. The coding region runs from base 1 to 4383 and encodes 1460 amino acids. The record is from RefSeq and is a predicted model, not a curated record.